Molecule: messenger RNA, 1465 nt
Organism: Arabidopsis thaliana (thale cress)
Lineage: Eukaryota; Viridiplantae; Streptophyta; Magnoliopsida; Brassicales; Brassicaceae
Product: Major facilitator superfamily protein
Exons: 5
Coding region: 44-1465 (473 amino acids)
Biological process (GO): transmembrane transport
Cellular component (GO): membrane
Molecular function (GO): transmembrane transporter activity
Source: RefSeq, marked reviewed
UUGUUCUUCAUUUCUCUUAACCAGUCAUCUUCAUACUAAAACCAUGAAAAUGAAAUCAGGGACCAUAUAUGGAAUCUCUAUUUCUCUCAUUAUCAUCAACUUAGCGACUAUGAUGCAACGAGCAGAUGAAAAACUCAUUCCUUCAACUGCCAAAGAAUUGAAAGAAGCGUUCCAUGCAAAGCUGUCCGAUAUUGGACUCCUUUCGUUUAUAAGAAAUAUUGUUCAAGGACUUGCCUCGCCUUUAGCCGGUUUAUUUGCCAUCAGUUAUGAUCGUCCCACAGUUUUUGCGUUCGGAAGUUUCUUUUGGGUCUCAUCAACUGUUGCAACUGGAGUCAGCCGCUACUUCAUCCAGGUUACCCUUGGUGUAGCAUUCAAUGGGGUUGGACAUGCAAUUGUUUAUCCGGUGCUUCAGUCGAUAAUCGCGGAUAGCUUUAAGGAGAGUUCGAGAGGUUUUGGUUUUGGUUUAUGGAAUCUGAUUGGUACGGUUGGAGGUAUAGGCGGAACCGUCGUGCCAACGGUCAUGGCUGGUCAUGAUUUCUUUGGAAUAUCAGGAUGGCGAUGCGCCUUUAUAUUGAGUGCCACGCUGAGUACGAUUGUCGGGAUCCUCGUUUUCUUCUUUGUCAGUGACCCGAGAGAAAAGAAGACUAGCAGCGUCAUUGUUCAUCACGAUGAUCAACAUGAACGAGAUGAAAACAAUGGUGGUACAAUGAUGGAGAGUCCGAGCUCUUCGGUUUGGAAGGAAUCGUGGGUGGCCAUAAAAGAUGUAACCAAGUUAAGAACGUUUCAGAUCAUCGUAUUGCAAGGAAUCGUGGGUUCGGUGCCGUGGAAUGCAAUGCUUUUCUGGACAAUGUGGUUCGAACUCAUUGGUUUUGAUCAUAAUCAGGCGGCUCUCCUCAAUGGAAUAUUUGCCACCGGACAAGCAAUAGGAUCAUUGGUCGGAGGAAUAAUUGCGGAUAAAAUGUCUCGUGUGUUUCCAAACUCGGGCAGAUUGAUUUGCGCACAAUUCAGCGUUUUCAUGGGAGCUAUGUUCUCCAUUGUUCUUUUAAGAAUGAUCCCACAGUCCGUUAACAGUUUCUACAUCUUCUUGGUCACUCUCUUUCUUAUGGGGCUGACCAUAACUUGGUGUGGACCAGCCAUUAACUCUCCAAUCUUAGCUGAGAUUGUUCCUGCUAAGCAUCGAACCAUGGUCUAUGCAUUUGAUCGUGCACUCGAAGUGACUUUUUCGUCAUUUGGUGCGCCUUUGGUUGGGAUCAUGUCGGAAAAACUUUUUGGGUUUGACGCAAAAGGAAUUGAUCAUGUUAACGACUCUGGUCGUGAGGCUGAGGCACUGGGGAAAGGGAUCAUGUGGAUGAUGGCUCUCCCGUUUGGAUUGUGUUGUCUUUGUUACACACCGUUGCAUUUCCUUUUCCGGAAAGAUCGAAAAAUCGAUAGAACUACUAGUUCAAGGGAAGUAGAGAUGGCAUGA